UUAUAAAUUCUAUAUGACAGAACAAUCUGUAUCAAAGCAAAAGCCCUUGUCUAGUUUCUUGAGAAAGUUAUGGGCUAUUAUAUCCGAUCCAGUGCAUGAAGAUGAUAUGCAUUGGGUUCAUUCAGGUCAAGUCAUGUGUAUACCCAAUGCGUCUUUAUUCACACAGAAAAUGUUACCAGCACUGUUUAAUCACAACAACUUUCAAAGUUUUGUUCGUCAGUUGAAUUUAUAUGGAUUCAGAAAAGUGUUGACGGAAGAGACAAGAACAAAUAAGACAGCAUGGCAUUUUAAACACCCAAAUUUCCAAAGAGAUUAUCCUCAUAAGUUACAUGAUAUCAAGAGGCGGUCAAAGCAUCGUCUUCUACCUCCUUUACCACCAUCCCUACCCCUAAGGACGACACCAAGGCAAUUAUUACCCAAACAAACAAAAGACGAAAAAGCAAUGGCAGAAGAAAUACAACAAUUAAGAUUGAAAUUAGAAGACAUUGAACAAAAGCGACACGUAUUAUGGGAACAAACAGUCGCAUUGAAUACAAUACAGUUGGAACAGCAAAAAGUAAGAAUAAGACUUAUGUUGAUAACAUACUUAGGUUGUGUAGAGUAUAGAGACAUUCUUGGAUUUCAUACAUCAAUUAGUAGAGAAAAGUAAGUUGUGUGUUCUGAUUGUUAUUCAUCAUUUCUUUAUGCAGAUCCUCGCUUAUUAAAUCAUGGUAAGUAUUGAUUGUCUACACAUAAUUUAACCCUAUAGGCAUCAAACUACCUCAAGAAUUACCCUCCAUUUCUCAUCUCAUUUAUCCUCCUUAAUAGAACUUAUUUGUUGUCAUUAU
Gilbertella persicaria is the source of this 827-nucleotide messenger RNA. RefSeq names its product HSF-type DNA-binding-domain-containing protein. Gene Ontology annotation, molecular function: DNA-binding transcription factor activity; sequence-specific DNA binding. NCBI's taxonomy places the organism in Eukaryota, Fungi, Mucoromycota, Mucoromycetes, Mucorales, Choanephoraceae. Gene Ontology annotation, biological process: regulation of DNA-templated transcription. The record is from RefSeq and is a predicted model, not a curated record. The coding region runs from base 14 to 649 and encodes 211 amino acids. The transcript is spliced from 4 exons.